CUUACCAUUUUCCACCAGCUACUCAUAAUGCAUUAAUCAUUAAUUGUGAGAUAUGCUCUGUAGUGGCUAGGGGAAACUGCGCUAGCAAAUCAUGCGUGGUCAUGCCUGCACAAGUUAAGUGAAAGAUCAGGUUUUUCUAUUUUUAUUCCUGUAGUGCUAUUACACCCUCUUACUGCUGAAGUCUUUUAGAAGGCUAUCAGUUUUCUCUUGCGCUUAGUUAGCACGUCUGCCAAGGAUGAGAUAUUUACCCUAAUUUUCUAAGCACAAAGAGCAGACAUAAUGUCAAAAGCUAAUAAAUUGCACAUAGAGAGAUUGUUUGAACCAUCUCCAUGCUGACAGUCAAUACGGUUAAUUUGAUUACACUGCAAGCACUGACCAUUUUGCAAAGUCUAUUUUAAAUUGCAAGUGAUCCUUGUUCUACUGAUAGGAAUCCCCUUCUUCAGUUCACAGUGCUUAGUUCCUAAAGCUGCUCCCUCUGCUGAACCUUAACAGUUACUAUUGCACAUUCUGUCCCAUUGUGUUCCAGGUGAUAAACAUAAUAAUGAAUCCUGCCUUGGCUGUGAACUUUACCAAAGAUGUAGCUCAGUGCUCAGCAAAAGGUGACUGGAGUAGCUUCUGAGAUGAGGAAGGGAUCUCUUCUAGCUGUGAUAAUCUACUGACCUCUCCUAUCUCCCCCUCCUCACUUAGAUCUUCCCUAAGAUCCAAGUGAUCCUUCUUCAAGCAUCUUCUUUCAGCUUUAGCAGUCACUUCAAUUUUAUUCUGCUUCCUAAGAAUCCUAAGCCACUAUCAUGCAAUGAUCUAUAGGUGUGUCUCCAGAUGGGAGCCCUGAAGCAUGAUCUACCCAAGCGCCGGGACAGCUUAGCCCAGCCAAGGUUCUCCAAGUAUUCAGCCUUUCCUGCCUUUGGCUUAAGCCAGCAGUCACAGUAUUGGCACCUAAGGCAUUCACAAAUGCAAUCUGUUGCAUUUGUGAGAAUUCGGGCUUUGAAGUCAGGAAUAAAACCUUCAUAUUUACAUUUAUUUGAAUAACUGCAUGUAGGGGAUGAGAAGAAAUCCCACUGUGACUGUGAUGCACUCACUGGUGUGCCUGUUCUCUCACGUUUCAGACGGUUUUAUAUGAUAGGAGCUCUGUGCCUAUCCUUACUAACUCCAGCAUGGUACCAAUUCUUGGCCUUGACCUAAAAGCAUCGCAUGAGAGAAGCAUCAAACUUAAACAGUGUAUUUGUACACAUUUUCCUUUCAUCCUUUAGCUGGAUUGCUGUUAUCUCCAUGUGGAGUGCGUGCUGCUAAUCUGGAGGAAUAAAGCAGUCCCAAACUCCAGGCCCUGAAGCACAUAAAGAAGCGCAGAGAAUACAAGGGCUGUAGUAAUGCCUCUGGAGUUGAACCAUCCUCCUUUCCCUCACCUUUCUACACAUCAGUGCAUUUCUCUAGUUCAUGAGGUGCUGAGGAAGAGAGCAAAGGUGACGCAGACCUUUCCUCGUGCUGAAAGUGAUCUUAAAGCACGAAGAAGAGAACAGCAGAAGUGUGUGGAAGUCAGGAGCUAAGCUUGAAACUGGGGUACACAGAGCCGCUGCAGAGGAAAGCCUUUGUUUCCCAUCCCCGUCCUCAGCUUUCCGGCUGUUAUUCAGCACAUGCCCUCCCUCACAUCCAGCUGACUUCCUGAAGCCCUUUCACAAAGCAGGCCUUAGCGUUUUUCAUCUGUGCAGGAGCGAUAUGGAGGCCAAAAGUGCCUUUUUCUCAUAAUUUGGGAGGGCAGGAUGUAAAACGCAGGCGGGGCAGGAAAAGCUGAGAUAAGCCCAAAGAGGGCUGCACUGGAGGACAGGCACACGAAGGCAGGGGGGUGACUGCCUCAACUGCGAGCUCGCACUUGCUCACAACAUAAGUUGAAAACCACGAGGCAGACACUUAAUACUCAUAUAGACCUCCUGAGGGUCUCACCUGGGGCCCUGGGAUACUGGGAGGCUCAAAGCUCAAUUUAGAUUUUUAUUUCUUUAUUUUUUCCUUCAUCUUGGGGUUUUCUAGGAAAUGCUUAGGUUAUGCCUUCGUGGUUACUUCAGAAUUGCUUCGUGCUCAUUCUCAUUAUGGAAGUCUGAGGGAUGUUGGAGGAAGCGAGGUUGCUCAGCUACCUGCCCUGUUAGCUGCCACCAGCGAACCGUUCUCCUGUAGGGUGUGAGCACAGUAAUCUCAGCCAGAAAACCCGUCUAAAGCAAUAACAACAGCAGUCAAGCUAAGCACGGGCUUCCGCCAGCUGAUCCGCGCUGCGAAGCUGCCGUUCCCCACUCUGGGGUGGGGCUGCCGGAACUCACCGCCCCACCCGGACCCGCGGGCAGUCCGACAACACAGGGACAGCUGGAGGGAUCGGGGAUCUCGGUGUGGGAGGAGAGCAUCGUGCUGCGCGUCUCCUUUGUGUGCAGCGGCUGCGUGCCCGGGCGCGAGGCGUGGCUUGGCGGUGCAUUUCCGCGCUGCUCGGCACCCGGCAGCUCUUGGUGGGAGUGGGAAAUUGGAGCUUUGUGGGGUGCGGGUGGUUGUUGGUGUUGGGUUUGGAGGUGGUGUAGCUGUGCUCAUGGACUAGCCGUAGACGGUGAAAGGAUUCCGGAAGCGUGUUCGACGUCGUUUCGUUCUCCUUGUAACUUAGCGAAACUUGGCGAGCAGCUACCGCCCGGACGCCGUGUGAUAAAAGAUGCACUAUUACCGAUAUUCUAAUGCAGAAGUCAGCUGUUGGUACAAAUAUUUGCUCUUCAGCUACAACAUUGUCUUCUGGCUAGCUGGCAUGGCAUUCCUUGCAGCUGGACUGUGGGCAUGGAGUGAAAAGGGUGUGUUAUCUGACCUAACAAAGGUGACUGGUCUUCAUGGUCUUGAUCCAGUGGUGCUUGUCUUAGUCGUGGGAAUUGUGAUGUUUACUUUGGGAUUUGCUGGUUGUGUGGGAGCUCUGAGAGAAAACAUCUGCCUUCUGAAGUUUUUCUGUGGAACGAUUGUAUUUAUAUUUCUGUUGGAGCUGGCAGUGGCAGUUCUGGCUGUCUUGUUCCAGGACUGGGUGAGGGACAAAGUCAAGGAGUUCUUUGAGAAUAACAUUAAGUCCUACCGAGAUGAUAUUGACCUCCAGAACCUCAUUGAUUCACUACAGAAAAUUAACCAUUGCUGUGGUGCCCAAGGCCCGGAUGACUGGGAUUUCAACAUAUACUUCAACUGCAGCAGUGAAAGCAAAAGUCGUGAGAAAUGCGGUGUUCCAUUCUCCUGUUGUAUACCUGAUCCUGCUCAAAAAGUUGUGAAUACACAGUGUGGCUAUGAUGUCAGAAAAAAGAGCAAGAAUCAGUGGGAUGACCAGAUCUUCAUCAAGGGUUGUAUUGUUGCUCUGGAAGCUUGGUUGCCUCGAAAUAUCUACGUUGUUGCAGGUGUCUUCAUAGCUAUCUCCCUGCUACAGAUUUUUGGAAUUUUCCUAGCCAGGACAUUGAUUUCUGAUAUAGAAGCUGUAAAGGCAGGCAAUGCCUUCUGAAUAUAAAAUCAAACACAUGUUGCAAAAAGUAUAUCUUAUUAUUCUUGAUCAGACAUGAAAGUGGAAAGAAAUGCGCAGACCGUGAAAUACUCCUGGUGUUAAAAGUGGAUCUUACCUGCUCAUGGGUUUUGCUACAAGCUGGUACAAAAAUGAAUCUCCAGCCCAUCUGUUUGCCUUUUUUCUUAUGAGACAACUCAGUGCAUCAGAACUGAUCUCUGGUGAGGAAGAAAUGGGAGUUUCCCAAGUUGGCAGAACAGAUUUUAAACUUGGAGGAAGGAGAAAUGGAAGUGCUUUAAGCUCCUUCCUUGAAGAAUUACCAUGAAGAUUGUUCUGAUUUUACUCCGAACUGUCAUUGCUUUCAGUGUUGUAAUCUCUUCAGAAGGCCUGCUGAUCUCUUGAGAAUAUUGAAAAGGUUUUAAUCUCUGCAGUAGACUCGUGCAGUCGUUUGGGCAAGAUGACCAACAACCGUCGUCAUCGUGGUAUUGGAAAUUGAAGCAAACAUCACAAAUUUUCUAGUUCUUUUGUUAACGGUUGUGCAGAAAUGGGGAAUGUUUCUGUUUGACUGGGAAUGAUGUAGAAGUCUCAGAAGCAGAAACUUACGUUCAGCCUCGGAUAGCUUGAGUAACCCAAGCAGUUAUGAAAAUGCACGAGGGGACAAGUCUGACUCUAUGGCAUUAUAUGUUAGCAGUCUCCAUUUCAGGCAAGGGAAUGUGAAUCCCUAGUGCUGUCUGGAGAAAAUGUAAAUAGUCUUUAUUUAUAGAAAAAGGAAAAAACUCUUUAAAAAUGUGUAGCUUUUUAUUGUUCAGUGCUAUUUUUUAAAAAGUGCUGCCCACAGAAGUUUGGAAGUGCAGUUUGUUUCGGUAGUUAGCAAGCUUGCUAAUGCUAGCUUUGGACUUGUUUUCCUUUUUCCUUUCCUCUGGUUUCUUUCAUGUUUGCUAUGCUGAUUAUUACAAGCCCUAAUUGCUAGUAUCAAAGCUGAUGAAAACAUUCAGAUGCAGCAUUAAUCACUACUGGUCUGUUUUUUUUCUUAAAAAUCAGGAAGUCUGCAUUUAGUAGAACACUAGCUUAUGAAUUUUUUAUGAAUCUUCUAUCAAGUUACUAAAUCAUCAGUUCUGUUUGUUUUCUAAUAUGUGGUUCAAAUGCCAAUCACAGUGUGCUGACGAGAACCAUUUCUUCACAGUUUCUUAUGGUAUCAAACUGAAGUACUUCUGCUGAAAUAACUUUUGUGGGUUUUUACUGUUUUUACUUUUACCGGAAGAAAACCAAAUUCUUCUUCCCAUCCUUUUUUUCCUGAAGUUCAGUAAGAUGUCCAGUCUUCUCUGAAAAUCUUUGGAUUAGGAUUGCAGUGGCUGCAAAAGCGCGGCCAUGCCUGGCAUACUAUUGUAAUCUAUCAAAGAUGGAUGUAUAUGGAUGAAAACUUCUAGGAAGUAGUUGUUGGUUUUACAGUAGGCUGUAUGACUAACAGCGUUUACUGCUUCCAGUGGCACCCAUUUUUUCAGGGAGAGCAAACUUUUUUUUUAUAGUGCCUGAGAGUGUAAAUUUUAAAGAAGUAUAUAUUUUUCUAAUGAUAUUUUACUACGUGUAGUCUGUGUGAAGGACUUGAUAGUUGUAUUUCCAAAGUAUAUGGCCACCUUAGGAAACCAAACUCCUAGAUAUUUCAUUUCCAUUUUUGUAUUAUGCAUGUAUUGCUGAACGGUUCACUGGCAGAAGCUGACUUGCAGUAAGAAUCUUUGUGUUGGUUGUCCAGAUGUUCUUCUAGCUCUUCAGCCUGUGAAACUCUUCGCAGGCAAUGCUGUACUUCUCAUGUAUAUUUCAAUGCAGCUUUGAUAGUUCUUUUUCUGGCUAGUGAUUGAGACAGAAGAGGACAAGGAAGCUUGUCUAAAGUUGGCCGAUUUCCUUAGAACAGAGAACAGUCCAAUAUUAUUCAUCUGAAAAACCUGUAAGUAAAAUCUAUAGAAGUGCACUGUGAUACUUUUUUAGCUUCAUUAUGCAACAAGGGAAAAAUAGCUGUAGAUCAAUGAAGGGAGGGCAAGGUGCAUUUCUUCUGCAGAGCCUUGAACUUGUGGUCUGUAUUACCUAUUUGCUGAAUGUAGUCCAUUAGGAGCAGCCAAACGUUUGCUGCAGUUACUGCUACUUUGCAAGCAACAAAGUGGUGUUCUGUAACAUUUGCUUUUAACUCUGGUGCUCAAAACAAUUACAACACCUCGUCAACCAGCUUUUGCUCUAUUCUGUGUAAUAAUCUGGUGUAUGUAAGAUUGGAGAACGCUUCCUGUUGUAACUUUCUGUUUGUAAAACAUCGUGUUGAAAAUUGCAUCACGGGAGUACAUUUCAUUUUGCCAUUUUUUGACACAAGGCACGUAGUGCUGGAAAGUUGUUUCAAGAGUGGAUGAAAAUCAUCAUGGCUUCAGCGAGGUCACUGUGGAGUUCAUGCACUGAAGUUAGCUGCCACCAAGGGCCUGUUCCAUCUAUCGGAAUUCCACUGUCUGUGGAUCCUUGCCAAGAUGUCUGAGAUGAAUGAAUGCUUGAUUUCUUUUGGUUCUCAGAUGAUCUGGUUUGUAUGCAAAGCAGAAUUUAAUCAGCAUUGUCUUUCUGCAGUUUGUUCUUAGUGGCCUUGGCCAUGUUAACACCAGCUUUGUAUCAGUACUCUUCGGAAUCUUUUGGAACUGAAUUCAAGAGAGCAAGUUCAACCUAUCUGAGGCUCUUUACAUUCAUGAACAUUUGUUUUCACCGUGGAUAACCUCCUCUGCAUUUAUUCAGUAAAAUUUUUUAAAAUCCUGUGGCUGUAGGCUGUUUUACCUCUAAGCAUUUAAACCGCCGCCCCCGGUGGUGGUACAUGUGGCUACUGUAAUUUCAGACUUGGAAUGGGAAUACUUUCUUAACAUUUUUUACUUAGAGUUUUAUUUAGCACCUUUUGUAUGGACCCACAGUGACUUCAUGCCUAACAGUUUAGCUUAUGGUUUAAACAAGGCUUGUCAGAAUAAGCAGUUGAGUGUGAGCCUGCUCUAAAGCCCCGAAGGAGAACAAAAUCAACAGUUUUGCAAGGAUAGGUUUGAUAAAUUGUUGAUGUUGAGAUUUCAUUGGUUGCCUUUGGAACAACUCCACUAACACUACGGCGAAAACAAGGCAUUUAAUGAAGAUAUCAAAUAUAAGAUCAGACUUGAAUAACCGGACUGAGCGAAGGGAACUUGUCAACGUGUGAUCAUUUUUAUUUAUCAGAAAUGAGCACAAUAUAUUUCUGUGAAGCAAUGUAUUUAUUUCUCAAUUGGUUCUCACAACGCGACUGCUCUUGUUUCUUACGCGUGUUUGAACACUGUUAGUUUGUUUACAGAAAGGAGGAUGAUUACGAGCACAAAUAAGAGUGCAGUGACCAAAGGAGCUUCAGUCACCUCUUAAAAGUCUGAAUAUUACUUGCCAAGGGGUCUUUAUUUCUGUUGAUUCUUGUACAGUGCCAUGUGGUUAGAUUUGUACCUCAAGUACUUUGAGGUUCACGUGGCAAUUGGUUUAUAUAUAGCAUUGCCUUGCUUUUUUGUCUCUUCACUCCAUCCUUUCCUCUUCCUUCCCAUACUGCCUGUGGGUUUUCAUGCAGCUUGAAUGUUUAUCCUGUGUAAGGGGAGGUCAUGUCUCUUCUGAGAUGGCUUUUCUGAGUGACUUUUGGUAUACAUAUAUAU
Messenger RNA from Phasianus colchicus (ring-necked pheasant), 7158 nucleotides. RefSeq names its product tetraspanin 14 (gene TSPAN14). NCBI's taxonomy places the organism in Eukaryota, Metazoa, Chordata, Aves, Galliformes, Phasianidae. Gene Ontology annotation, cellular component: plasma membrane. The record is from RefSeq and is a predicted model, not a curated record.